AGAUUCACAAUCCCAAGACAAACUACAGUCAACAGCUUUAAAAAAAAAUAAUACCUUUUAUCUUUAAAUUCAGUGUUUAUAAUCAAUGCUUUUAGUUAUUAAUUAUUACCAAAAUGAUUCUUUUAUAAUUUAAAAUGUAUAAUGUACAUCCGUGGCGUCUCCGUACGUUUUGAGUAUUAUUUGUUUAUAUUACAAUAUUUUUAAUAUUAGGUUCUACACAGUUUUGAGUAAUUUCGAUCGCAGUCUUAUAUGCUGCAAAGCUGAAAAUUGUAACUUGUAACUAACUUGCGACAGACUACGUUUUGAUCGUAAUCCGUGUUCGUCAUUUGACAAUAUUCUUCAGUUCUUUCAUCUUUUACGUCUUAUCGCCCGACGUUUACUUGUUAUUAUUAUUGUUGUUGUUUCCGCGUGUGAACCGUGAGUGCGCGUCGUUCGUGACCGAGGACUGCGACACUGCGUCGGCGACGACGCACAAACGGAUCAUCAUCACACAGUAUUGCAACUAUCGCUCUGCGGCGCUGCUACGGGCCGCUGCUCGGGGUUAAUCAUAACAUUGAGUGCACUCGGAACGGCACGUCUGCACAGGUACUGCUCGGUACAACACUGUAGUUACUACUAGAGGCCCGGUGCCCCAAUUUUUGAUCUGUGGAACGUUUCUCACGAACAAUAGGGAAAACCCUUGAUGUCAGCUCUUUCGAUCGUCGUUACAGUUGCACUAGCCGUUUGAAUGGAAAUUUGAAGAUCAAAAUCCGGUGCGAUGACGACCAACGCUUUGAAAAGACAACGUGAACCUGACGAAGACGAAAUCUUCGACGUCCCUGCCAACUUGUCCACCAACUCUGCCGAUACUAUGACCACCAAUACUGCCACUACUACUAUCCUGGACUUACCCACCGAAUUGAUUGAGUACAUUUGCUGCUGUGACUCGUUGAAAUUGAAUGACGUCUUCAACCUUGCCGUUUCGCAUUCCAAGCUCAACAACUGUUUGUUCCACGAACGAAACUCUUGCCUUUGGAAAUCUAAAUUCAUACAAAAAUAUGGUUUGCUGGACAAUGAGGAAUAUGAAGUUGUUAUCGACGAACAAAACACUUGGAAGGACGAGAUCAUGUUGCGUAUUAGUCUGGAUAAAGCUGUACCUGCUGAAAUUAUACAAAUGCCAUGCAAGUAUAUGAAGUUUAAGAAUGUACCAUAUCAUAUGUAUCCGUUUAGUCAAUAUUUGAAUUCAAAAAAUGAGGGCCAUAGAUAUUAUGUUCUAUCAGCAAUUGCAGCUUAUUAUAAGCAACUACAGAGUAACGAAUGUCAUAAUGAAAAUUAUGAUCUAUUGUACAUGGCACAUCAAUUUCUUAUUUACUCAUGCCAAGUGUAUUUUGGUUACAAGUUAAAUAAUUUUUUAAGUUUACCACCAACAGAACAAAUUAUUGAACGAGGAUUUUACUUACUUGGACGUUGGUGGUGUCCUACGGUUAAUAUACCAUAUCGUGAUAUAAACAAAAGUUUGAAUAACAUAGCUAUUGAUGUGUGUAAUCGCAUUCGUUCAACAAACCCAGUCCAUCCUCUGUUUGAGCAUGAAAACUGUUUAAAACAAGUGGUUGAACGUGGCAAAUUCAAUCUCGAUCAUGAUUUAUUUGAUGAAACCAGCACAAUGUCUAUACUUGACAACAUAAGACAAAUCAUAUUUUCAGAAGAUCAAUUGGUUUGUUAUUGUAACCAUGACUUAAACUGCUUUUUGUUGCAGCAGGUUAUUGAUCGGAGAAAAGGUUCUGUGUUUUUGCUAUGUGUGAUAUUUGAAUCAGUUGCUAGACGAUUAGGCGUAAAGGUUCGUUUAACUGCUACAUCUGUUCACAAUUUUGUAUCUUGGUCAUCUUCGUGGCCGGGAAACAAACGUAAGAACCCUACAUGCUACCUGAUAGAUAUUGCUGGAGCUGGUGUCAUGCGGAAGGCUACUGUUUGUCCAGUCACAAGAAAAUUGCCCGAACAUUAUAAUGGAAAUUCUAUACUAGACUUGUUUUGGACAUUUAGUAAAACUGUGGAACAGCUCACUAUUGAAAAUAUGGCUACAUAUAAAUAUGUGUUGGAUUUCCAAAAACUUUUAAAACCUGAUGAUUCUGAGGUUGAAUUUAAAUGUCAGAAAUUCCAUCAAUAUUAUGACUAUUGUCGAUGUCCCUUACUCAGAAAUCCAUCCAAUCCCUACGCUCCAAACCAUGUAGAUGAGAAGAACAUUAUGUACACAGAUUGGGAAGAAAUUUUCCCCCUAGUACCUAAAAAACGUGGUGAGAUUCAUGAUCCAAAAUAUUCAAUUGGCAUGAUGAUUGACACUAUUACAAUGGGUAAUGGCUCUUGUUCAAGUAUAGUGACUAAACGUGGUGUUGUUGUGGGCUGGACAAGGGUGCCCAGUAACAACCCAUUGCCAAAUCCAACUAUUUACCAUGUGCUGAUCAGACCUGAUCAUUAUUUCAGUACAGCCAAAUAUCAAAACCCUGUUAUCAAAGCUAUAUGGGAAGGCAGAUAUGAAAAAUUGCAGCGACAACUGAAACCCUACGAUUACAGUUUUAAGAAUAUUGGCAAGUUUUUCACACAUUACAGUCAUGAAUUGUGCGCUUUUGUUCCGAUUAAUGACUUAGCGCAACUUUAUCCCGAUGAUCUAUCUUACACUAUCAGUAAAUCAAUGAACAUUGACUGCAAGGUCAAACAGUUCACAGGUCCACAUGUUGUUCCUAAGUAUUAAUGUUUUUAUUUUUUUUUUUAUUUUUACAAAUGCUGAUAUAUAUUUUUUUUUGUUUUCCUCUCAUUAUUCAAACGGUACCUAAAUUAUACUGUUAAAAUAUAGCUACUAGUCUAAAUGAAAACCUUUGAUGUUGGAUAAAUAUUAUAGGACACGUAUAAAGCACUGCAACCUUAUUUGUCAGGCACAUACUGUUUAUUCUCUACUACCUAUGUUGCUUUACUGUGUUAACUUAACGCAUGAAAAUAACAAAAUCCUACCCAGUCCUAAAUACUUAUAAUUUAAAAGUAAUAAACGUUUAUUUUAGUCUUAUUGAGAA
This is a messenger RNA of Myzus persicae (green peach aphid), 3041 nucleotides long. RefSeq lists its product as uncharacterized. Lineage: Eukaryota; Metazoa; Arthropoda; Insecta; Hemiptera; Aphididae. The transcript is spliced from 9 exons. Bases 758 to 2725 code for a protein of 655 amino acids. The record is from RefSeq and is a predicted model, not a curated record.